Messenger RNA from Hordeum vulgare subsp. vulgare (domesticated barley), 434 nucleotides. RefSeq lists its product as uncharacterized. The record is from RefSeq and is a predicted model, not a curated record. Bases 1 to 240 code for a protein of 79 amino acids. NCBI's taxonomy places the organism in Eukaryota, Viridiplantae, Streptophyta, Magnoliopsida, Poales, Poaceae. The transcript has a single exon.
AUGCAUGAGAUGGCCAGCCACAGGUUUCUUUUCUUCUUCCUCCUCCUCUCGGCGCUGCUCGCGAGGGUGGCGGCCGGAGGGGACGGCCACGCCGCCGGCACGAGCGGGGCGCGCCCGCCGGACGUGGCGUUCGACGUGCGGGCGAGGAAGUGGUGGCCGCGCGUCCCGGCGACGGACGGCCUCGUCAGGGGCAGCGAGCGCCGGGUGCCCAACUCCUCCGACCCGCUCCACAACCGCUGACGUGAUCACACCGCCGCUGCCUGCUCCGAUCCAUGGCGCUCUCGCAUCGCCCCUCUAGUCUAGAUCAGAGGCCCAAGAUGCGCAUACAAAUGUGGUAGCUCAUUUUGCCUUUUGUCGGCUCCACUGUUUUGUAAUGAGAAAAAUUGAUCGGCGUUUUGCCGGGCUGUGCAUACACAUUUCACAUUUCCUUCUUA